UCAUUGGCUCCGUGGGGUUGUGAGGAAACAGCGCUUCCAACAGAAAUCGACUUCGGCGAAAAAAUAUAAACAAAAACAUGUCAGAUGAUCUGGUGAAACAGCUGUCCAGCUACAAAGCUCAGUUACAGCAGGUCGAGGCGGCCUUAUCGUCCGAUCCAGAGAAUGAGGACCUGCUUAAACUCCAAAAAGACUUACAGGAAGUCAUCGAGCUGACGAAAGACCUCCUGUCCAGCCAGCCCUCCGCAGCCCCCUCCAGUUCGAGCAGCUCGGCCGCGGCUCCACCCACUCACUGCUGGGGCGUGGGGAGCCGCUGCAUGGCAGUGUGGAGUGAGGACGGACAGUUGUAUGAAGCCGAGAUCGAGGAGAUAGAUGAAGAGAACGGGACGGCAGCCAUCACCUUCCUGGGCUACGGCAACGCUGAAGUGCUGCCGCUAGCGAACCUGAAACCUGUGGAGGAGGGAAAGCGCUCGGAGGAGGAAGGGGGCAAGUCCAAAUCCAGGAAGGAGCAGAUCGCAGAGCAGAGGGAGUAUAAGAAGAAGAAGGCCCAGAAGAAGGUGCAGAGAAUGAAGGAGCUGGAGCAGGAGCGGGAGAACCAGAAAUCCAAGUGGCAGCAGUUCAACAACAAAGCGUACUCGAAGAGCAAGAAGGGACAGGUGAAGAGGAGCAUAUUUGCGUCUCCAGAGAGCGUCAAUGGAAAGGUUGGCGUUGGAACAUGUGGAAUAGCUGACAAACCCAUGACGCAGUACCAGGACACAUCAAAAUACAAUGUUAGGCAUCUCAUGCCACAGUAGCGGGAGAUGUCUGUAAAAUAUCACGUUUUGGUGUUGUCUGUGGUCUGUAACAGCUGGGUCGGUACUUGCCAAGCUGUGUGUUUCUAUGAACUAGUUUACUUAAGUAAAGAUGUUUUUUGGGGUCGGGGGGUGGGAGAAAAAAUGCUUGCACAUUUAGUGGUUGACUUUUUGUAAUUGAGUCCUGCUUGGAUUUAAAAGCUACUUUUCCCUGUCCCCCUGUGUACCACAAGGAAACUGUUUUAAAUAACUUCUGCAAUUAACAAAACUACAGUUAAAGCUAUGCCAAAUUAGGUAGUUUCUGGUCUUAAUGAGCAUAGCAGGCCAGCCAAAAACAUUUCAAAUUUGUUUUGGAUUUUUCAACAUCCUAAAAGACAUAGGCUCAGACACAGACUAUCAUUUGAGCGUAAUAGAAGUACUCAUGACUCAUAAUGCCAUGAUUUCUUUGACGUCUCUAUUCUGGUAUAACUCAUUCCAUUUCCUAAUAUUAAGAUUUUAAUAAAAAAAGUAGACAGAUUUGAUGUGGAAAUUAGACUUUGCAAGAGCAACUCCUGAAGACAUGUAUUAUGAUGCUUCCAGCCCCCCAUUGUAUUCCACGUUAUUUUUUUUAUGUGAAUUAUGUCAAGGUGUAUUUUAAUUUACUUUCACCUCUUCUAAAAAGACAUGAUGAUGUAACAGAUCUGAUCAGAAUUGUCUUGGCGUAGAAGACACCCAAUGUAAUUCUGUGAGGAAAAUAAACCCAGGAAAGCGUUCAGUUGGAUUUACAGUACAUUUUUAUGGUAAGGGACAUUGUGUGUUUGAAAUGUCCAAGUUACCACGUCUGGUAUGGCUCAUUGUCAUGUAUGUUUGCUUGGUUUAUUUUUACUGCCUCGGUGUGUGUACAUGGUAAAUGACAGUUGUCUGGUAAACUGCUGGUCAUUUAGAAAGGGGGAAAACCUCAGGUGUUUCUUCAUAGCCCUUUCUUCCAAUGGGUGAGAGAAGGGUUUUCCCUUCUCUCACUGUCCCUCUGUACAUCUGUGUAAGAACCACUUUCCUGGGCUCAAAUCAUGCAGUUAGUUGAGGUGCUCGUCUUGGAUGUCACAAGGUAAACUGAGUUUCAAAGACCUGGAUUUACUUUUCAUUUCUGUGCAGGGAUGGAUUACAGACAACCUGCAAAGUAAGCUU
Messenger RNA from Megalops cyprinoides (Indo-Pacific tarpon), 1952 nucleotides. RefSeq names its product survival motor neuron domain containing 1 (gene smndc1). Gene Ontology annotation, molecular function: RNA binding. Gene Ontology annotation, biological process: mRNA processing; regulation of alternative mRNA splicing, via spliceosome. Gene Ontology annotation, cellular component: precatalytic spliceosome; nucleus; cytoplasm. Bases 78 to 791 code for a protein of 237 amino acids. The transcript is spliced from 6 exons. NCBI's taxonomy places the organism in Eukaryota, Metazoa, Chordata, Actinopteri, Elopiformes, Megalopidae. The record is from RefSeq and is a predicted model, not a curated record.